This is a messenger RNA of Macrosiphum euphorbiae (potato aphid), 1230 nucleotides long. The record is from the annotation of a GenBank genome assembly. NCBI's taxonomy places the organism in Eukaryota, Metazoa, Arthropoda, Insecta, Hemiptera, Aphididae.
AUGGCAAAAGCAAUUGAAACUUUCCGUGGACGUGAAAUAUAUGUACAUGAUGGGUAUAUGUAUAUUUUUGAUGCAUUUAGUGCAAAUAAAUUAAAAAAGUUUUGGCGAUGUCGUUACAAAGAUUCGUGUAAGGCGAGAAUUCAUACACUAGUUGAAACAAAUAAGUUUUUAAAACAAAUAAAUGAACAUUCGACCCAUGACUCGGAAGCGGCUAAUAUUGAAGCUAAUUCUGCAGUUACCAAGAUGAAAAAACGAGCACGUGAGACAAUGGAGCCUACAUCAAAUACCAUCAAUGAAUGUACGAGUGGAUUAUCACAAGCAGGAAAGGGAGCGUUGACGGCUGAUGGAGCUUUAAAAAAACAGAUAAGACGCACGCGGCGUGAAAUUCAAGCUGCACCCGAUGCUCCAAAAGAUUUGGUUUCAUUAAUAAUACCAUUGAAUUACCAGUCGUAUUCGCCAUCUGAAGGUGUAACUGAACAAUUUUUACUACACGAUAGUGGACCUGGAGUCGAUAGAAUUUUAAUUUUUUGUCGCCCUCAAAAUUUAAAUAUUUUAUCAGAGUCUUCCAAUUGGUAUGUCGAUGGCACAUUUAAAGUAGCACCUCAUUUAUUUUCGCAAGUAUAUGUAAUAUUAAGUAAAUACCUCGAUGGCGUUCAUCCCCUUAUUUAUGCUCUUUUACCCGAUAAAAAAAACCAAACGUAUGAACGGCUAUUUAAAAUAAUAAUUGAAUUAAAACCAGGGUUAAAACCAAAAUCAAUUGCUUGCGAUUUUGAGCAAGCUGCGAUCAAAGCAAUUAAAAACAAUUUCUCUGAAGUUCAAAUUCACGGAUGUCUAUUUCAUUUGACAAAAAAUUUUAGACUUAAAAUGGGUGACCUAGAAUUAUUUUCGAAGUAUAAAAAUGAUGCAGAAUUUUCAAUUUAUAUUAAAAUGAUUUUGGCUUUAGCUUUUGUUAAAAUUUACGACAUUUACAAUAGUGUAAACUUAUUAUAUGAUGAACUGCCUGAAGAAAUAUUUCCUCUCUUGGAAUGGUUUGAAGAAAACUACAUCGGUACAGUUGUAAGAAAUCGUCGUCGAAACCCACUUUUCCCCCCUAUAAUUUGGAACGUUCAUGAUCGCGUACUUAAUAAAGACGAUCGAACAAAUAAUCAUGCAGAAGCGUGUCAAAUCGUCGUCUUAAUCUACAAAUGGCAGUUGACCAUCCGACACUAUGGGCAUUUAUAUCAUGUUUAA